UGUACUCUCAUACUAAUGUCUUCAAUUUAAUAUGAACUCACUUAGUAUAGAAAAUUGUUUUUGUGUUGAUAAUUGAGAAAAUUAGAUCAUUGCGCACGUAUGCAUUCAGCGACUAUUCUAUCUGACCACGUGUUGCAGGUUGCAGAAGACCGGGACUGAUGUAAAAUCCUUCUGAUUAGUUUCUCCUUGGUGACAUUGGUCUUCAGUAAGACACGUGUGCCCUAUUAGGGUGGCGAAGCAUGUACAUAUACAUAUACAUACAUACAUAUGUCGAAGCUUGUGACACGUAUGUCGAAGCUUUCACGCAUACACGGGAGAAUGUUAUUGUUAAUUCAUUUAACCUAAAGUAGUCCUUUGUGUUUAGAUAUUAGACGUGUACAUAAAUUCUAAAAUAUUCGCUAAAGUUCCUGGAGUUCGUAGAUACCUCGAACAGAAGCGCUUGUCGAACAAUUGCAUAUGGCCAACCGCAAUACUCUGGCGAUAUUUUUCAAAUUAGUAAAUAAUAAAAUAUAAUAAAUUCAAGCAUGUAAAAUCGUAUUUCACAUUGUUAUGAUUAUUUAGAUGUGGGGAAUAUAUUGAUUUUCAAUUAUCUCGUGAUUUACUGUCUAACAAAGGAAUGGAAAGAAUGGUCGUGCUUACACGAAAGAGAGUGAGAAUUUCUGAGAUAUUAAGGCAACACGGAUGGCCUCAAUCUUAUUUUUUUCCAAUCCCCAGGGAGUCGUUUAAAAACAAUUUGCACUUUAUGAUGCUCGCGUAAUGCGAGUUUUAUCAGUGACACCUUGAUAAAGGCCUUAGAGACUAAUAUAAACCACAGACCACUCACUAAUAUUUUAAACAGUUAUUCGAAAUGUCUCAGACUCUUCGUUGUUUCGUCUCGUUGACGAUCGUUGUUUUUGUAUUUUCGAAUUUGAACUGCGCCGAUUCGAUUUCAACUGACGUAGUGCCGCCCAGCCGCGACGCUAAAUUCCUACGAUUCCCAUGGCUUGGACAUUUUUGUAAUGGCUGCCCACCCCACGUCUGCGAGGCCGAUCCAGCCAUCGUCCUCGGCUACUGUUGUGGAUGUCGUCGAAUAUUUGAUGUCUUGCCGAUUGUUUGUUCCGCAAACGUCAUAUGCCCUAUGGAAGUCAGCGGAGUGUGCCGUGAUUACGAUUAUAUGUUGCGCUGCUGUUGCUAAGAUUGCGUUGCGUUCUUAAACCUAAUAUGGCGCAUAAAAUUGUAUCCUUUCAUGUCUCUUAUAUUCAAAUUAUUAUUAAUUGGACGAAUAUAGACUGUGUAUGAUAAUAUUAUUUGUAUUAUUAAUCGUGCUUCGAGUGCCGAGAAAAAAUUAAUAGAAUGAUUAAUAUAUUCUCCACGCAUGAUAUAAUUUAAGGGAACUCCGGACCUUUUCAUUACCAUACGAGU
Molecule: messenger RNA, 1401 nt
Organism: Cephus cinctus (wheat stem sawfly)
Lineage: Eukaryota; Metazoa; Arthropoda; Insecta; Hymenoptera; Cephidae
Exons: 3
Coding region: 848-1174 (108 amino acids)
Source: RefSeq, a predicted model, not a curated record